Acanthosepion pharaonis is the source of this 1128-nucleotide messenger RNA. NCBI's taxonomy places the organism in Eukaryota, Metazoa, Mollusca, Cephalopoda, Sepiida, Sepiidae. The record is from the annotation of a GenBank genome assembly.
AUGCCAUUCCUGCCUCGUGGUCUAUCUAUCUUUUUAUCUAUCUUCUUAUAUUAUGAUCAUUAUAUCUAUCAUAGUCAAUUCAUUCCUAUCUAUCUAUCUAUCUAUAUUAGUCUCUUCAUAUAUUAUGAUCAUUAUAUCUAUCAUGGUCAAUUCAUUCAUAUCUAUCUAUCUAUCUAUAUAUCUAUCUAUCUAUCUAUCUUAGUCUCUUCAUAUAUUAUGAUCAUUAUAUCUAUCAUAGUCAAUUCAUUCCUAUCUAUCUAUCUAUCUAUCUAUCUAUCUUAUCAAUUCAUUCCUAUCUAUCUAUCUAUCUAUAUUAGUCUCUUCAUAUAUUAUGAUCAUUAUAUCUAUCAUGGUCAAUUCAUUCAUAUCUAUCUAUCUAUCUAUAUAUCUAUCUAUCUAUCUAUCUUAGUCUCUUCAUAUAUUAUGAUCAUUAUAUCUAUCAUAGUCAAUUCAUUCCUAUCUAUCUAUCUAUCUAUCUAUCUUAUCAAUUCAUUCCUAUCUAUCUAUCUAUCUAUCUAUCUAUCUAUCUAUCUUAGUCUCUUCAUAUAUUAUGAUCAUUAUAUCUAUCAUAGUCAAUUCAUUCCUAUCUAUCUAUCUAUCUAUCUAUCUAUCUAUCUUAUCAAUUCAUUCCUAUCUAUCUAUCUAUCUAUCUAUCUAUCUAUCUAUCUAUCUAUCUUAUCAAUUCAUUCCUAUCUAUCUAUCUAUCUAUCUAUCUUAUCAAUUCAUUCCUAUCUAUCUAUCUAUCUUAGUCUCUUCAUAUAUUAUGAUCAUUAUAUCUAUCAUAGUCAAUUCAUUCCUAUCUAUCUAUCUAUCUAUCUAUCUAUCUAUCUUAUCAAUUCAUUCCUAUCUAUCUAUUUAUCUAUCUAUCUUGGUCUCUUCAUAUAUUAUGAUCAUUAUAUCUACCAUAGUCAAUUCAUUCCUAUCUAUCUAUGUAUCUAUCUAUCUAUCUAUCUAUCUUAUCUAUUCAUUCCUAUCUAUCUAUCUAUCUAUCUAUCUAUCUAUCUAUCUUACUAUCAUAUUCUAUUCAUUCCUAUCUAUCUAUCUAUCUAUCUAUUUCUAUAUUACAAUUUUGUGGCCUACUUUUUAUGCCUAUUAAGUAUAUGGAUAUCUAAAUAUUAUAACCUGUAG